AUGAAGUUGACGUUGGCUUUGUUAGCCCUUGUGGGAUGCACCAUGGCUGCAGUGUAUAAGUCUCACGUCACAAAAAUCGAAUCUGCGCGUAUGAGAAUGAUACGAGAAGGAACCUGGUCUGAGUAUGUCAAGAAGAGGGACGCUUACCGGACUGCAAUGCGCGGCGACGUCAUACCUCAAGUUGCGCACGACUACAAUGACGUAACGUAUGUUGGAAAUAUUACACUUGGCACACCAGAGCAAACAUUUACGGUCGUUCUUGACACUGGAUCCUCAAAUUUGUGGGUCCCUGACGCUUCUUGCCAUGUUCCGGUCUGCUCAAAGAAGAAUAAAUUUGACCAAUCAGGGUCUUCAACAUACAAGGAGAAUGGCGAACGAUGGGAGAUCCGGUACGGUACCGGUUCAGCAGCAGGAAUUCUUGCAGAAGAGACUUUAAGAUUCGGUGACCAGGGCACUCAGCAGUUAGUUGUUCCGGAGACAGUAUUCGGUCAAGCUCAAAUGCUUGCUCCCUUUUUCAACACUCAACCCUUAGACGGCAUCCUUGGAUUAGGAUUUCCCGAACUUGCAGUGAACGGUGUCUUGCCUCCUUUCCAUAGAGCAGUGAAGCAAGGGCUUCUCGACCAACCAAUCUUCACCGUGUUCCUCAAGCAUGUUGGAAACCAGGUAAAUGUCCCUGGCGGAGUCUAUACGUAUGGAGGCUUGGACAACGAAAAUUGCGGAGAAGUGAUUGCCUACGAACCUUUGUCUUCUGCUACAUAUUGGCAGUUCAAUAUAGAAGGCUACGGUGCCGGUUCAUUUUCCACAAAUCAACGUACUGAAGGUAUGUCGGAUACUGGAACCUCGUUCAUGGGUGUUGCUGACGCGUUGCUUAGACCGCUGAUUCGAGGGUUGGGUGCUCAGUACGACAGCAGGACUGGUGUCUUCUACAUGCCCUGCGACGCUGAUCCAAACCUUGAUUUCAUUAUUGGUGGUAAGACAUACUCAAUUAAAGCAGAGAAUCUUCUCCUCUAUGGAGAUGGUCACUUCUGCAUGCUACCCCUCUUCGGCAAGGACGCAAUGGGAUUCGGUCCUGCAUGGGUACUGGGCGAUCCAUUUAUUCGUCAAUUUUGUAACAUUCAUGAUAUUGAGAAAAAGCAAAUCGCAUCGCGUGGUGCAUCAUCCUCUGUUGCACCACCACAACAGCAACCCCAGCAACAACUGCAAGGAUCUAGUGGACAGGUUCCCUAUUGA
Messenger RNA from Necator americanus (New World hookworm), 1230 nucleotides. RefSeq lists its product as uncharacterized. Bases 1 to 1230 code for a protein of 409 amino acids. NCBI's taxonomy places the organism in Eukaryota, Metazoa, Nematoda, Chromadorea, Rhabditida, Ancylostomatidae. Gene Ontology annotation, cellular component: lysosome. The transcript is spliced from 10 exons. Gene Ontology annotation, biological process: cell death; proteolysis. The record is from RefSeq and is a predicted model, not a curated record. Gene Ontology annotation, molecular function: aspartic-type endopeptidase activity.